CUCACACACACACACACACACACACACACACACACACACUCUCUCUGCUGCUCGCGGAUCUGUUCUCAUCUGAGGACCGGAGCUGUGGUGAGGAUGAACCCUGUGUGCGCGCGCUGCGGGAAAACCGUCUAUCCGACCGAGAAGAUCAGCUGCCUCGACAAGAACUGGCACAAAGGCUGUUUCCACUGUGAAAUGUGUAAGAUGACACUCAACAUGAACAACUACAAAGGCUACGACAAGAAACCCUACUGUAACGCUCACUAUCCUAAGACGUCGUUCACUAUCGUGACAGACACACCGGAGAACCUGCGUCUGAAGCAGCAGAGUGAACUACAGAGUCAGGUGAGAUAUAAGCGAGACUUUGAGGAGAGCAAAGGCCGAGGCUUCAGUAUCGUCACAGACACACCGGAGCUGCAGAGACUCAGAAGAACACAGGAUCACAUCAGUAAUGUAUGAAACACUGAUCACUAUACCGCCUGUGUGAAUGUGUGUGUGUGUGUGUGUGUGUGUGUGUGUGUGUGUGAGAGAGAGAGUCUGAGGUGCUGUUUGGUCUCUGAUAACAAACACACAACAUCACACUACUGUCACUGAAUGAAAAUGAGCGGUCCUCAUUCCUCCAGCGACUGAAGCGACUCUGAGAUCACGCCGAGACGCAGGUGAGAUGAUCUUCUGUCUUUCGCUCUGAUCAUGUUCUCAGGAUUCAUAAUAUCUCCAGAAUAACGUCCCUGAUGAAAGAUUCUUG
This is a messenger RNA of Carassius carassius (crucian carp), 742 nucleotides long. RefSeq names its product LIM zinc-binding domain-containing Nebulette-like. The coding region runs from base 94 to 456 and encodes 120 amino acids. The transcript has 4 exons. NCBI's taxonomy places the organism in Eukaryota, Metazoa, Chordata, Actinopteri, Cypriniformes, Cyprinidae. The record is from RefSeq and is a predicted model, not a curated record. Gene Ontology annotation, cellular component: focal adhesion. Gene Ontology annotation, molecular function: actin filament binding.